AUGGCUAUUCAAAAGAUUAUUGAAAAUCUUGGCAUCACAGAUUAUCUUAUCUUUUUCUUCCUAAUCUUACUUAUCUAUAUUUUUAACUUUUAUUAUAAAUACUUAAUUCGUCCUAAUCCACUUCCUGGUCCGUUGCCUUUACCAUUCAUUGGAAACCUUCAUAAUGUCGCCUAUGAUUUGAGAUUGUUCUAUGAUAAUUGUAGAUCUAAAUAUGGAGAUAUUUGUGAAAUAAUGUUUGAUGGACGUAGAUGUAUCGUUAUCUCGCGACCAGAAUAUAUUGAAAAACUUAUGUCUCAAACAAUUUCAAUGAGGUUACCAUAUUUGCAGGGUCUAGAUGAAAUUGGAUUACAUGGACAUGGAAUCGGUUGCAAUGAAGUUUAUAAGAGUUGGAAAUAUAAUAGGCAAUUCUUUACUCAGGCUUUACUGACUCCCAAAUUUAUGGAUACGGCUGUAAAAUCUACAAAUAAAUUGUUUGAAGAAAUGAACGAAUAUUGGAAGUCACUUGGAAUGCAAAAUUCUUUAAUUUGUGAUAACGAUAAUAUAGCCUUCGAAACUGAUUUUUCUGAAUGGUUUCAUGCAUUUUCAAAUGAUAUUGUUUCAUUAAUAGUUACAGGAGAACGUACAUAUUCAAUUGCUUCCUGCUACAAUAAGCAAAGCUGUGUCAAGUCUGAACAACCCGAUGCGUUGGUUGAAGAUGGUGAUAAAUUCGUCAAAGCAAUAAUAAAACACGUUGAAGGUAUUACAUUAUUCAUGUUUGUUGGUCCGUUCUUGAGGCAUUACGUUCCAAUAAUCAAAGAUAUGGCCAAUUCUUACUUAAAAAAUCGUGAUUAUAUAUAUGACAAAUUUGAUUACAUAAUCAAAAAAAGAAGAAAAGCUAUUGAAGAAAUGCCAGUGGGUGCAGAAAUGAAAACUGAUAUGCUAACUUCCUUAAUCAUUGCAAACACUGAAAAGGAUACUGCUAAUGUAAAAACAGUAAAUGGUGAGAUGUUUGAACCUAUGGUUGAUGAAGAGAUUAGAAGUAAUUUGAUAGAUGCUUUAUUGGGUGGAACAGAUACUACUGCUAACGUAUUUUGCUAUAUAACUUACUGUCUUUGUAAGCAUCCAAAUGUAAAACAAAGAAUGAUUUCAGAAAUUGACUCAGUAUUCUCGAAAUCUCCUAAUAAAAACUACCUAUCAAGUGAUGAUCUCUCAAAACUAAAUUAUUGUGAAGCUAUAAUCAAAGAAUCCAAUCGUAUAUUUCCGAUUGCAACUUUUAUUACUCGUUAUACUAAUGAGGAGUGUGAAGUUGCAGGAUAUAAAUGGGCUGCUGGUACAUUGUUUCACUUAAAUGCUUCGGGGGUACAUGGUCACCCUGAUGUUUGGCCUAAUCCCAAAGUUUUUGAUCCGGAUAGGUUUUAUAAUAAUGAUAAGGUUAAUAAAAAAUCUGAAAAUAAAUAUUCAUUGAUAAUGUUUGGUGGUGGUCCACGAAUCUGCCCUGGAAGAAAGUUAGGAACGUGUGAGCUGCUUUUAUUAAUGGCAUUAGUUUAUAGGUAUUAUAACGUUGAGUUAGUGAACAUCAAUGAACAAUUAAAAGUCAUUGCCUCAGCAACUAAUUAUGUUCAAAAUUUGAAAGUUAGAAUUAGUCCUCGAAUUUAA
This is a messenger RNA of Racocetra persica, 1635 nucleotides long. NCBI's taxonomy places the organism in Eukaryota, Fungi, Glomeromycota, Glomeromycetes, Diversisporales, Gigasporaceae. The record is from the annotation of a GenBank genome assembly.